Molecule: messenger RNA, 500 nt
Organism: Cynara cardunculus var. scolymus (artichoke)
Lineage: Eukaryota; Viridiplantae; Streptophyta; Magnoliopsida; Asterales; Asteraceae
Product: cysteine-rich and transmembrane domain-containing protein WIH1-like
Exons: 3
Coding region: 225-452 (75 amino acids)
Cellular component (GO): plasma membrane
Source: RefSeq, a predicted model, not a curated record
AUACCCCCUUCUCCACUUUCAUCGUUCUCAUUCCAAAGCCCCCUUCCUUAAACCUCCACAAAUCAAACCUUGUCUUCUUCUUCUUCUCUCUCUCUCUCUCUCUCCCUAUAUAUAUAUAUAUAUAUACAUACAUAUAUAUAUAUUAUAUCUGUCUCUGUUAGUUGUGUGUAUUUUUGUUCUGCACACUUGAAUUUGUGAUCGUAAGCAGCAGCAGAAUCAUCAUCAUGAGUCGAUUCGAUCAAAACGAGAUUCCAGUUGCGUAUCCACCUGCACCACAAGGAGCGUCAUAUGUGAUGGCACCACCGCCGGUCGGCUAUCCGAUGAUGGACGGUGGCGCCGCUACCAAAUCUGAAAACCAGGGUCCGAUACAAACUCAGAGCAGAGGCGAUGGCUUCUGGAAAGGAUGUUGUGCUGCACUAUGUUGCUGUUGCGUGUUGGAUGCCUGCUUCUAAAGCAAGCCAAGAUGAUAACGAUUUAUGAUUGAGGAGCUUUGAUAUUUU